Wyeomyia smithii (pitcher-plant mosquito) is the source of this 1155-nucleotide messenger RNA. RefSeq names its product 1-acyl-sn-glycerol-3-phosphate acyltransferase beta-like. The transcript is spliced from 4 exons. Bases 132 to 1058 code for a protein of 308 amino acids. Gene Ontology annotation, cellular component: endoplasmic reticulum; membrane. Gene Ontology annotation, biological process: phosphatidic acid biosynthetic process. The record is from RefSeq and is a predicted model, not a curated record. Lineage: Eukaryota; Metazoa; Arthropoda; Insecta; Diptera; Culicidae. Gene Ontology annotation, molecular function: 1-acylglycerol-3-phosphate O-acyltransferase activity.
GUCCCGCCUUAGUGCGCUUCUACAACAGGAACCGAGCAGAAGUGGUGUGAUUUGUUGAAAUUGCUUUCCUUCCCAAAAACAAGGUAGGAGUUGAACUUUGAACGCUUGUGUGGUGAGCUGUCCAGAUCAGAAUGACGGAUUGCACGCUUUGUCAGUAUGUUGGUUCAUUCGUUCGGUACUACGCGUACGCAUGGCUGAUUGGAAUCGCGGUUUGGUUUCUGCUGAUUUUGGCCACCAAAGUGGGAUCGGAUGGCAAUAAGUUUAAAUACUACGCCAAAUAUGGUAUGAUAUAUUUUGCCACCCAAGCUUUCGCCACUUUGUUAACUCCGAUCUCGCUGCUCAGACCACGGAAUCCGAUCAAUGCACGAAUCAUUGCAACGACUGUGGCGCACGCCUCGACGCUUCUGCCUAUAACUUGGGAACUGCGUAACGCACGCAUCUUGAAGGAAACCAAAGGCGCCGUCGUAAUGGCAAACCAUCAGUCUUCGAUGGAUAUUUUGGGUAUGAUGGUUCUGUGGGGCACGAUGCGUGAUGUGAUCUCGAUCGCCAAGAAGGAAAUGCUUUUCAUCAUCCCAUUCGGUCCGGCCGUAUGGCUUGCUGGUGUUACGUUCAUCAAUAGGAAGAAUCGGUCGUCCGCUAUGAAAACCCUUGAUGGUUGCAAACAGAAGAUGAUCAAAAAGGGCUACAAAAUGUAUCUCUAUCCGGAGGGAACCAGAUAUCCGGAGCGAGGCAUGCUGCCAUUCAAGAAGGGUGGAUUCCACACGGCCAUCCAAGCCGGAGUUCCCAUCGUUCCGGUGGUGUUUUCUCAUAUGUACUUUAUCGACGCGAAGAAGUAUAUCUUUAAACCGGGACACGUGCUGAUUAAUGUGCUGGAACCGAUUCCGACAGCGGGAGUGACGAAGGAUAAUUUGGAUGAUUUGAUCAAGCGCACUCGGGACGCUAUGUUGAGCGAGUACGAGAAAUUGUCGGCGGAGAUGGACGCUAAUUUGGUGGAUCCGAAAUGGUUGCGAACCGAGCGGUCUCGGUUUUCCAUCGACGAUGGAAAGAAGAGCGGGUAGACAUCGGAAUAUUAUUUAAUCGUGAAACAAGAUGAUACGGGUAGACUAGAAGUAGAAUUCUUUUAGGUAAAAAAUAAAAUUUUUGAACACCUCUAGA